This is a messenger RNA of Loa loa (African eye worm), 1485 nucleotides long. RefSeq names its product ERCC4 domain-containing protein. The record is from RefSeq and is a predicted model, not a curated record. The transcript has 7 exons. NCBI's taxonomy places the organism in Eukaryota, Metazoa, Nematoda, Chromadorea, Rhabditida, Onchocercidae. Gene Ontology annotation, molecular function: crossover junction DNA endonuclease activity; DNA binding. Gene Ontology annotation, biological process: double-strand break repair; DNA catabolic process. The coding region runs from base 1 to 1485 and encodes 494 amino acids.
AUGAAUCGGGUGAAAAUACAUCGUAUUUUCCCAAGAAACAGUUUCUAUGUAAGGGUAUUAUUGGAUUGGAAAGAGAGUGUGGAUGACCGAAAGUUGCGCUCUGUUUUAUGUCGAGCACUGGUCAAUUUGAGAGCAUAUCCUUUAGAUAUUGCUACAUUUACAGAUCUCAAAAAUAUCCGAGGUAUAGGUGAUAAAAUAGCUCGAAAGCUUGAAGAAGCAUGGAAUAUAUUUUGUUCACAAAAUUUGGCUGUACCAAAUUUGAAACAGAUCCAUCAGAUGAAAAAGGGGGAAUUCUUACAAUUCCUCAACCUUUCAAAUUUCCUGGAAAAGAAAUCUGAGCCGCCUCAAACCACGGAAGCAUUGUCCACGGAUGCUGUUGUGUCCGCGGAUAUUGAUCUCGCCAAAUCAAGGAAUGCAAAACACUUGUCUCAGUGUGUGGAUCUUCAGAAUGUGAAGCCAAGUCGUAACUAUAUACGUAAACGUCUUAUAAGAACUGCUCAACCAUUACAGUUAUCGAAAAAAGUAGCGUUAGAAAGCGAAAGUACUAACAGUCCAUCCAUGACCAUAAAUGAACCGUACUGUGAACAGGUACAAGUUAUUCGAAGGCCUCGUGCAUUGAAUGUUAAGAUGGUAGACUAUGAAACUGACGACGCUGAACUAAUUAGUCCUGUUGCCGAUGAUGAUAAAAUGGAACAAGUUUGCACUGUACCACAGGAAUGUGAUGAUAGUAUUAUUUAUCAUCCGUCUGCAUUUAGUACUGCUCAAAUAGUGUUGAUUAUUGACAACCGAGAAAGUGCCAAUACGAGGAAAUUGCAGCAAAUGUGUCGCUUCUUUCAGGAAAAGGGGGUUUUUUACGAGUUGCGUUCAUUAUCUAUUGGUGAUUACCUGUGGAUUAUGCGUAUGUGUGAUGGCACGGAGAUGGUGCUUGAUACUAUUGUUGAACGUAAGACACUUAACGAUCUGUGGUCUAGUAUAAUGCAAAAAAGAUACGAAGAGCAGAAACAACGUUUAGUAUCAAUUGGUAUUCCGAACAUAGUUUAUAUCUUGGAAGGAUCCAUAGCUUCUGUGCCUGCUCUUGAACAGGCGCUCGUUACUACUCAUAUAGAAAAUCGGUUUUUGGUUUAUCGCACCAACGAUGUGGAACAUACAUCACUUGUCUUAUCUAAAAUUGCGGAGCGACUAAUAAGAAAAGCAACUACCCAGGAGCUCACAGGAAUGAGUUUUGAGAAAUUCCAAAAAACAUCGAAAAAAACCCAGUGUCGCAGCGUCAAAGAUGUUUUUUUGCGACAGCUUGUAGUAUGCCCACAAAUCAGCAUCCAGAAAGCAUCACUUAUUAUUGAUCGGUUUCCAUGCUUUGCAGCACUAACAGUUUUUUACACCUCACUUCCAAAAGAGCAACGGGCAACAGCUUUGUUCGAAAAUUUCCUGGGUAUAACCAAAGGUGCCAGCGCACAUAUGGCGAAAUUUUAUUCCGAAGCUGCUUAG